CGCGCUCGAGCCCAGGUAGCCGCGCCGCAGGCUCGGGGCGCUGCCACCCCGCGCCCCGCCGCGCCUCGGGCCCCUCGGGGACGGCGGCUGGCGACGCUCCCGGCUGCUGCUGCUGCUGCUGCUGCUGCUGCUCUCCGGGGAAGGAGUGAUUCCUGUUCUGAAGUGGACACUGGCGGAGGAUCCAUUAGCCAUCAGAAUGGAAGUGAGGAGAGGAACCUGGCUGACGCAGGAGCCGGAGUGAGGCUGACACACCGCAGCCCUGGCGUGCACCAUGAGUUUGUGCCUCCCUUCCACACUCUGAGAGCAAGGGCAGGCGAAGGUGCUGGAGAGCUAUGGCUCUUUUUACUCCAUGGAAGCUGUCCUCUCAGAAGCUGGGCUUUUUCCUCGUGACUUUUGGCUUUAUUUGGGGUAUGAUGCUCCUGCAUUUUACCAUCCAGCAGCGAACUCAGCCCGAAAGCAGCUCCAUGCUGCGGGAGCAGAUCCUAGACCUCAGCAAGAGGUACAUCAAGGCGCUGGCAGAAGAGAACAGGAAUGUGGUGGACGGGCCAUACGCUGGUGUCAUGACAGCUUACGAUCUGAAGAAAACUCUUGCUGUAUUGUUGGAUAACAUCUUGCAGCGCAUUGGCAAGUUGGAGUCGAAGGUGGACAAUCUGGUCAUCAAUGGCACAGGAACAAAUGCAACCAACUCUACCACAGCUGUUCCCAGCUUGGUAGCACUUGAGAAAAUUAAUGUGGCAGAUAUCAUUAAUGGAGCUCAAGAAAAAUGUGUAUUGCCUCCUAUGGAUGGCUACCCCCACUGUGAGGGGAAAAUCAAGUGGAUGAAAGACAUGUGGCGCUCGGAUCCCUGCUACGCAGAAUAUGGAGUGGAUGGGUCCACCUGCUCCUUUUUUAUUUACCUCAGUGAGGUUGAAAAUUGGUGUCCUCAUUUACCUUGGAGAGCAAAAAAUCCCAAUGAAGAAGCUGAUCAUAAUUCAUUGGCAGAAAUCCGUACGGAUUUUAAUAUUCUCUACAGUAUGAUGAAAAAGCAUGAAGAAUUCCGGUGGAUGCGACUUCGGAUACGGCGAAUGGCUGAUGCUUGGAUCCAGGCAGUCAAAUCUCUGGCAGAAAAGCAGAAUCUUGAAAAGAGAAAAAGGAAGAAAGUCCUCGUUCAUCUGGGACUCCUGACGAAGGAAUCUGGAUUUAAGAUUGCAGAGACAGCAUUCAGUGGUGGCCCUCUUGGUGAAUUAGUUCAGUGGAGUGAUUUAAUUACAUCUCUGUACUUACUGGGCCAUGACAUUCGGAUUUCAGCUUCACUGGCUGAGCUCAAGGAAAUAAUGAAGAAGGUUGUUGGAAACCGAUCAGGCUGUCCAACUGUAGGCGACAAAAUUGUUGAGCUCAUUUAUAUUGAUAUUGUAGGACUUGCUCAAUUCAAGAAAACGCUGGGACCAUCCUGGGUUCAUUACCAGUGCAUGCUCCGAGUCCUGGACUCCUUUGGCACAGAGCCUGAGUUUAACCAUGCGAACUAUGCCCAGUCGAAAGGCCACAAAACCCCAUGGGGCAAGUGGAAUCUGAACCCACAGCAGUUUUAUACAAUGUUCCCUCAUACCCCAGACAACAGCUUUCUGGGGUUUGUGGUCGAGCAGCACCUGAACUCCAGUGACAUCCACCACAUCAAUGAGAUCAAAAGGCAGAACCAGUCCCUGGUGUACGGCAAAGUGGAUAGCUUCUGGAAGAAUAAGAAGAUCUACUUGGACAUUAUUCACACAUACAUGGAAGUGCAUGCCACGGUAUAUGGCUCUGGCACAAAAUAUAUUCCCAGCUACGUGAAAAACCAUGGUAUCCUUAGUGGACGGGAUCUGCAGUUUCUUCUCCGAGAAACCAAGCUGUUCGUUGGACUUGGGUUUCCCUACGAGGGUCCGGCUCCCCUGGAGGCCAUCGCAAAUGGAUGUGCUUUUCUGAAUCCCAAGUUCAGUCCCCCAAAAAGCAGCAAAAAUACGGACUUCUUCAUUGGCAAGCCAACUCUGAGAGAGCUGACAUCCCAGCAUCCUUAUGCAGAAGUUUUCAUCGGCCGGCCACAUGUCUGGACUGUUGACCUUAACAAUCAGGAGGAAGUAGAAGAUGCAGUGAAAGCAAUUCUGAGUCAGAAGAUUGAGCCCUAUAUGCCAUAUGAAUUUACUUGUGAGGGAAUGCUACAGAGAAUCAAUGCUUUUAUCGAAAAACAGGACUUCUGCCAUGGGCAGGUGAUGUGGCCGCCCCUCAGCGCCCUGCAGGUGCAGCUGGCACAGCCCGGGCAGUCAUGCAAGCAGGUGUGCCAGGAGCACCAGCUCAUCUGCGAGCCCUCUUUCUUCCAGCACCUCAACAAGGACAAGGACAUGCUCAAGUACAAGGUGAACUGCCAGAGCUCCGAGCUGGCCAAGGACAUCCUGGUACCGUCGUACGACCCCAAGAACAAGCACUGUGUGUUUCAAGGAGACCUCCUGCUGUUCAGCUGUGCGGGCGCCCACCCCACACACCAGAGGAUCUGCCCGUGUAGGGACUUCCUCAAAGGCCAGGUGGCCCUGUGCAAGGACUGUCUAUAGCGGCACCCACUCGGCUGCCAACACUCCGCCCAGGACAGAGGCUCCAGCCCCUCAGGCCAGAGCCAGGGGCUCCGAGUCAUCCAGGGACUCUCCCUAGAGCCUGAACUUCUUGGUGGCAGGUGAUGUCGCUCCUUCUGUGUCGGAGUCUCUGCUGCGUCAGCUCGGGGGUCUGACUUUUUCCCCUGGCACAACUCCAAUUUUACGUUCCCAGGAGCCACGAUGGAGGAGACUCUUGGGGCAGCUGCUCCGGGGGUAAGAAAAGAGCCUUGAGAUUUAUUUCCAUACGAAACACGCCCAGAAGAAUUGAGUUGAUCGGCAAGAACUGUGUAUGGGAACAUUCCUAGACCCAUUAACUUAUUUAUUUGGGAGGGAGGGAGGGAAAGCAGGGGAGGGCACAGGGGUCAGCCACAUCAUCCCGUUUCACCUCUACUCUGACAUUCCCUUCUGCUCUGAUGGGUGCCAAGGGGGUAAUGACAGUCUGGAGGAUGACCAGGGGGACCUGGCUCCUCGCAGUCCCCUUUCCACCAUGCCCCCUGCACCCCGGUGCAUACCUGGGCCCUAAUUUCUGCUUAGGACCCCUUAGGAAGAAAUGGAAGGCUGGAAAGAGCCCUCCCUCACUGACAUGUGGAGACCAAGUUUCCCCACAGACGGGGGCGGGGUAGGUGGUGGUCUCAUUCCCUUCUAGCCAGUGAGAGGGUGGCCUCAAGCUGGGAUUUGGAUGGGGUGAAGCUGGACCUUGACAAACCUAUGCUGGCACCAAAGUGGGGCUACAGACAAGAGGGCACAGGCUGAGCACCCCCGGUGUCCGUUUGGUGAAUGCUGUGUGGACCGAGGGAGCAGGGGCAGGGGAGGAGGGUACCCUGCUAUCCUGGUCGCUGGCGGGGUGUGGGUGCAGCUCGCACAGGGUGGUUGUCUGAUGCCCACAAACACUCCAGGAACAAAUAUUCUAAAGGGAAGAGCUGGUUGGCAGGUCGGAGGCGCCUCCAGCCUCUGGCGUCCAGGUGCCUGGAUGCACCGCAUGAGCCCCUCAGCUCCUCCACACAAGCAAGGCGGCGUGUGGUGUGUCCAUGUGUCUGUGAGUCUGGAGUACUCACAGCCUCCCCCGGCUGGUCGCCCUGAGCCCUCUUCCCUUCAUGACGUGCCCAGCUCUAGGGCCGCGGACACCCCCGGUGCUUCCCCGCUAAGGUCAAGAGCGGGCCCCAGGGAUGUAAGGUUGGAGGAGGAGUGAAUUCUGCUGUGCGAGGCCCACGGGAAUGUGGAGGGGUUGGCUCUGCCCACUGCUUCUUUCUUCUUCACUGGGCGGAAGUGCCAUCAAGGCUGCACCAGCCUUUGCUCUUCAAUGCCCCCUGUGCUGAUGCGAGCUGUACCUCUGGUCCUAGAGAGUGGAGGGGUCAAGCUUGGCAGCCAGGGCCACCUCGCACCUUAGGUGCCCGGGAGUCACUCCCAGACUGGCCAAGCAGUCUGCCCAGCGCAGCAACAAGUGCCAAUCCCAAGGGUGCCAGUGUGAGAGAGAGGACGUGUGCACGUUCGGCGAGGGCGGCUUCUGGUGGGGGAGGACCUGCCUUCCCUGAGGAACUGCUUCCCCUCCCCGGGCUGCAGCCCCGCAGCCAGGCCUGCCACACCUGGGCUGGUGCCACCCUCUCCUGGGCUCUUCUGGCAACUGCCAGAGCUGAUGAAAGCAGCGGGAGGCAGAGAGCCAGACCCGAGUCCUCUGACAGGGCCUGGGAGCCCGUGUAGCAGAGCUGUUGAACAAGCACAGAAACUCAGAAGCCAAGGAAGCCGCUGGAAUGGUCGGCUGGCUGCCCCGAGCUCAGGGCCUCUGCGCCUUCUCAUCCACUUCAUGUUGGGGGCCACAGGGCCAGCAGCCCCCUCGCCCCGAGCAUUUGUUAUCCCACCCCCCACCCCUACUGCUUCCCCCAGUCCAGUAUUGGUGGGAAGAGAGCGUACUCCCGAUAGGCUGCAAACCAGCCCACACUCCAGUUGCUAGGGGCAUUCUUUAGAGGGGCAGACACGUGUAAAGCUGCAAGGCACCCCAGAAUCUUGGUUGCAGAGGAAAUUGGGGAGGGUGCCCCUGUGUCUGAUGCCCAGGGAAAGGCACCUGGGUGGGGGGUAGGGGGUUCUAGCGCUGAUCUCAAGAACCCAAAACCUUUUUGAUCAUCAUUCCACAAGAGGGCAGUGAGCAGUGUCUUUCCGUGCAGUGAGUGGUAGCCAAUCUGGCAUGGGCUUUUACUUUUGUCCUUUUCCUGACUGAAAUCUGAAUUCCCCCACCUCUCCGUAGCGAUCCUAAGUCCUUUUCACACUUGAGAGAAAAAAAGAGUUAACUUAUUAAAAGAGAAAAUAAGACAUGAACACUUUCAGGAGUAAAAACCUGUUUUACCCCUGGGAGGGGGGAACAUACAUCCUUUAAUGCCAGUAAACACCUCAUGGGGUUGUGUAUGGACUUUGAUUUGCACAUGUACAAAUGGAGCCGCUUUUUUGCAUAUUUGCUUAGAUUGGGUUUGGGGUUUUUAUUUUGUUUUGUCACUGCUUCUAGUUUGCUGUGUGUGUGUGUUUGCUCUAUGUUUGGAAAUACUAAGAGUCCAUUCUUUGGUAUUUAUUUUUCUCUGAUGUGCCUUUCCCUUUUCUUUGGGGUUGAUUUUUGGGGUGUGAGUGCUGUUGAAAGAGGACAGACUCAAGCUGGAAGACAGAACUGACCCAUUGUCACUGCAGACACUCAGGCUGUGUGUCAGCCACACCAGGCACCCAAGGCCACAGCACACAAGCACAGACACCUCCUCCAUGCACACACCGCCAAGCCCCGAGGACCCCAGGAGAAAGGCGUUGCCUUCCUCCGGAACCACCCACACCCUUGUCAGCUGCUCACCCAGGCCUCUGAGUCUGUCUGGGACUGUGCCAUUGUGUCACCACCCAGGCCCUCGGUGCCAUGUGGCUGGGACCUCUCGGGUUGCACUGAAGGGCAUCGGGCCCCCAAAAGGCACAUUAGAAGCAUUGGCCAAUGAACACUUGACCUGGUUAGCAUCGUGAAGGGGAGAUUGCGCAGCCCCCCUCCCCCUUUUUUGUCUGCUUAGCUAAGAGUUUAAGAAAGGCCAAUACUUAGCUUCCCCUUUGGAGGCAGAGCCCAGGGCACCUCUCUGGCAGUGCAAGCAUGACGGUGCCACGGUGGACUGGACAUGCGCAGUCUGUGCUUUAGUUUGUUCUGCCCCAUUCUCCUAGGUUGACCUAGUUGGUGCCGGUAACUGAGACAUUACUGCCCUCCUGUAUGACCUAAAGUUCUCAAUUUUUUUAAAAAAAAGCCUAUUUUGUUAACGACAGGCUCAGGCAUGUGCAUUAUUCUCCUAAGCCUGGACUGUUGUAUUUAUUUUUAAAUAGUUUAAUCCAUAUUGGCUUCCUUCAAAUCCCUUUCACUUCUAUGCGAGGUUGCAGAGCAUCUUCAAGUAGAACAAUGGAUGGGCAUAAAAAAAAAUAGAGUACUGUUUACUGAGAAACCUGGGAAUGUGCCUAAAGCUGAGGCUCAAUUCCUUUUGCUUUCGUUGGCUUCAACUAAAAGUGGACAGCCAAGGUGUUAGAGCAAAUGGCCAAAUUAGCUGUAGAAUCCUGGGUACAGGCAACACUGCCCUGGCUCUUGUUCUUAGCACUUGGGGGGUCUUAGUGAGGAUUCAGUGUUAAGCAAAGUCUGGCCCACAGUAAGCCCUAGUAAAUGUUAAAUAUUGUUAUUAGCAUUUCACAAUUUUUGAGAAAUGAGCAGCUGCACUCACUCCCUGUUGGUUCACAAGCAACUUCCACAUAAAAAUAUAUUGCAAGCAGACAAAAUGUUGUAGGAAUGACUGAGGUAGGAUAUUCAAGUCUGAAGCCCAACUUGCUCUUUGAAACCGUAUCUCUCAAUGCACUGAUUGGUUUGAAAGGUAUGCCUGACUUCAGCCCCAGGUGAAACCCAGACGGUAAGAAUUUGUCAACUUGAAUGAAAUGGGUGGCCUGUGGCCAAGUACUGCACCUCGCCCCACUAAUAUCGGUUAGGAAUAAGCAGCGUUUCAAGGUUUUUCUUGAUACACUUUGGGCUAUGAACUAAGUUCUGACUUACUAUACCUGUUCAAAUGAAACUUAGCUGUAUUCCUCUUAAAAAAUAAUAGAGACUUUUUCUGUUUGGGUUUUUGUUAUUUAAAAAGAAAGGGAUGGCUCACUGGACUUACUGACUCCCCCAUGCUGUCCCCUGCUGGUCGGGGCGACCCUGACACUGCCCAGUCUGCAGGGGUCAGACUCCCGGGCUGGUGAUCUGUCUACAUGUUCCCCUCGGUCCUGGUCCCAGAGAAGCGCCAGCUCCCCUAGGCCAACCCAGAGUCUUACCGGGCAUUUGCCUCUUAAUUUCCUGUCAGAGCAAGUGUGCGCUCUCCUCCCCAGUCACGGCCUGGCUCUGGAUGGACUGCAGCUGUGGACUAUGGAGUAUAUAGUCCAUUGCUAGUAUCUGUGUCCUUCAAGUUCUCUUCCACUGAGAUUCUCUUCCGCUGAAAUCAGCAAUUUUACCCUUCUCUGGACCUGAGAAUUUAGUGGAAUUUACCUUCUUCUAAGCAUCUUUACUCUAUCCCAGAUUUUGUGGAGCCUUAAAAUCCCCAACCCCUUCAGCUGGUGCCACAUGGUGAAGGCUGGAAUGCGCAGCCGUGUGUGGCCACAGGCAGGUCUGCGUCUCUGUCUGUGGAGGGAGGGCUGGUCGUGGCUCAGAGCUGGAGGUCCAGACGCCUCUGUGGGAUUAGCACCGGCUGCCACCUCCGCCAAAGCCAAGAUGGAGAGAACUUGGGAAGCAUUUUGCUCGCCGUCCUGCCCCAGUAUUAACAGGACCAGAGCAGAGCAAUCGAUGCCAAAGGAGAUGGUGACUUCCUUUCUACUGUAGUUGCUGUCACAACCUUGAUGUCUUUAAGCUAAUGACCGUUUGCGUCUGUGUCUUCAAACAGCUUCUGGUAAAAACAAAAUAAAAUGUUUUCUACUGUUCACUUCUGGGGUUAAGUAGUGCAGGUUUCUGCAAAUAUGGUGUCGCUGUCCAAAUGUACUGUACUGGCCUAGAAAGCACUGCUUUGUUUUCCACUGUUGUAGAGAAAACUAGGGAGAACUUUAUUUUUCAAUAAACCUUUCUUGUGUGA
Sorex araneus (European shrew) is the source of this 7687-nucleotide messenger RNA. It is a transcript of the gene MGAT5, whose product is annotated as alpha-1,6-mannosylglycoprotein 6-beta-N-acetylglucosaminyltransferase. The transcript is spliced from 18 exons. Gene Ontology annotation, biological process: protein N-linked glycosylation. Bases 333 to 2558 code for a protein of 741 amino acids. Gene Ontology annotation, cellular component: Golgi apparatus. Gene Ontology annotation, molecular function: alpha-1,6-mannosylglycoprotein 6-beta-N-acetylglucosaminyltransferase activity. The record is from RefSeq and is a predicted model, not a curated record. Lineage: Eukaryota; Metazoa; Chordata; Mammalia; Eulipotyphla; Soricidae.